Messenger RNA from Sarcophilus harrisii (Tasmanian devil), 3137 nucleotides. RefSeq names its product ALS2 C-terminal like (gene ALS2CL). The record is from RefSeq and is a predicted model, not a curated record. Bases 235 to 3114 code for a protein of 959 amino acids. Lineage: Eukaryota; Metazoa; Chordata; Mammalia; Dasyuromorphia; Dasyuridae. The transcript is spliced from 26 exons.
CUCCACCCCCGGCCAAGGGGAGGGCAGGGGAGGAGGGAGGGUGGGGUGAGGCGGCUCGGCCCGGCCCCCGGGCCUCUCCUUCCAGGCCUGGCGGCUGGUGGCCCCUAAUCGAGAAGGAGGGACUCCAAGUGUCUCCAGCGCGCUCCAGGGAGGCUGGAGGGCUGGGAUCUCCGCGCACAGGUGGGCCUGGAUGAGGCCUGGGGACUUUGUCCCAGCCACGCUCCUCCCCACACCAUGUGCACUCCCGAAGAGACGUCGCUACUACAAGCGGAAGAAGCUUUCUCGGCCUUGCUUGACCGCAUCAACACUCUGAUCUUCGAGCCUUUGCUUCUGACCGGGGAGCCUUCUGACUGCAAGGAGCGGGAGUGUGUACAGUUGCUGCUGAAGCUCACGGAGCAGGGCCGGCACCUGCGGGACCUGACCCAGGCCAGCCUCGGGACGCUGAGGCAGAGGCUGCGCUCCCCGGCCACCUUCAGCCUGCACUCCGUGCACCUCCUGCACAGGCCGGACCUGUUCCUGGAGGCCUACAGACAGUAUUUUGGGACAUACACCAGGUGUGUGGUGGUGCAGAUCUUUCAGAAGACCACCAGCAAGAAGAGCGAGUUUUGGAGGAGCCGGAGGAAGGCGCUGAAGCAGUUCCUGACCAGUGUGACCUUGGAGACCUCGGGGGCAGCGGCCCUGUCCGGUGUCCUCUGCCAGCCCCUCACAGAUCAUGUGCAGCAGUACGUCCUUCUCCUGCUGAGACUCGGAGAUGCUGUGGGUGAGCACCACCCUGCCCGGGAGUUGGCUAUUCAGGCUGCUGAUGGCUUCGUGACCCUGCAGAGUUUAAUCAGACAAGCUCUGGAGGAGGCUUCAGCUACCCAAGCUCUGUGGGGGACGCUGAGCAGUCGGCUGGUGGACGCCCUCUGCACAGCAGAUCGGCGAGUGCUUCAGGACAGCCAGGACAUGCCAGUGGUGGCCAGCCCAGUGCGAGCUGACCGAGUCCUCCUUUUCAAUGAUGUUCUUGUUCUUCUGCAGGGUAAUGGCUUCCAGACCUUUGACCUGAAGCUGGUCUGGGUAGAGGCCAGCCCUGACAAGACGCAGGUCUCCAGCAGGUAUGAGUUCCAUGUCAUCACACCUGAAGAAGAAUUCUCUCUCUCUGCAAGGGAUGCCCACAGCAAGGCUUGUUGGCUGUCCAAGAUGAACCAGGCCAUCUGCCAGGCACUGAGUGGGAAGACAGACAUCCCUGGGCAGGAGCAGGACCAGGAUCCGGAGGGGGACGAACCUCCUGCCUCCCGCAGCUGCCUCUAUACUUUCCGGACCGAGGACCGGCUCCGUCUCGCCACCUAUGAUGGCAGUUGGUCCUGGGGGAAGCCUCAUGGAAAGGGCACCUUGAAGUGGCCAGAUGGAAGAAAUCAUGUUGGCGAUUUCCACCGGGGCUUGGAGCACGGGUUUGGGAUCCACCUGGUUCCUAGUGGGACUGAAGACAAGUAUGACUGUUACAAAUGCCACUGGCGGGAGGGCCGGAUGCAGGGCUAUGGCAUCUGUGAGUACGCCAAUGAGUCUGUGUAUAAAGGCUACUUCCAAGACAACAUGCGACAGGGGUUUGGGAUCCUGGAGAGCUCCCCUCAGGCCCCACAGCCCUUCAAGUUCAUGGGACACUGGGACAGGGACAAGAAGAAUGGCUAUGGGGUCUGGGAGGACAAAGACAGAGGGGAGCGUUACAUUGGGAUGUGGCAGGCUGAUCACCGGCAUGGGCAGGGCAUUGUGGUUACCCAAUCCGGCAUCUGUUACCAGAGGACUUUUCAUGCAGAUAAGAUGGUGGGCCCUGGGAUCCUCCUAUCAGAAGAUGACUCACUCUAUGAGGGCAGUUUUACAAAAGACCUGGCCUACACAGGGAAGGGCAAAAUCACUUUUCCUAAUGGCUACUUUCUAAAGGGAUCCUUCAGUACUGGGGUCGGCAGAGGCUUCCAUACCCAGGGUAUCCUGGAGACCACCGCUCACCCUCUGGAUCCCAUGCACACCUGUAAACGCCAGCUGGGGCUCGAUGCCUUUCCUGUGGAGAGCCGAUGGCCGGGCAUCUACCAGCAGUUCCGGGACUUCAUCCGCUUUGAUUGUCCAGAGGAUGCUCAGGAAGCUUUCUUGGGUUUCCACAUCCAGACAAUUAAGGAGUUCCGGAAAUCCCAGGAGUAUCUCUUCUGUGACAGUAAUCCGGAUGAAGUCUCAGCAAAGAUCCAGGACAUUCUUGCAGAACUGCCAACACACCGGGAGCCAGAGUCACUCCAACUCUACCUUCAGAAAGCCCUGAAGUCUUCCGCCCACCCUCUGGGGAAGCUGCUGAAGCUGCUGACGCUGGCCUUCCAGGCCACUUAUUCCGGCGUGGGGGCCAACAAGCACCUGCUGGUCCUGGCCCAGGAGGAGGUGCAGCAUCACGCCAAGGAGAUCUGGGCUUUCUAUCGGGGACUGUUGCGGGUGGCCUUGAAGCAGCAGGGCCAGAUCCAGGAGGAGCGUGAAGACGCUGAUAAAAGUGCCCCCGAGGCCUACAGGCUGGUCCUGCCCCUCAUCCUGCCCUGCUUCUAUCCGGAGCUCUUCAUGCUGUACAUGCUGUACCAUGAGAAAGAAGACGGCCUCUACAGCCAGGGGAUAGUGCACCUCAGCCUGUUCCCGGACACCAAGGUGCUGGAGUACCUGGAUGUGCAGAAGCACCUGUGGCCUCUCAAGGACCUCACACUGACAACCAAUCAGAGAUACUCCCUGGUUAAAGACAAGUGCUUCCUUUCUGCCACUGAAUGCUUACAGAAGAUCGUCACCACAAUGGAUCCCCGGGAGAAGCUGGAGAUGCUUGAGAAGACCUAUGAUGAGAUUGAGAACACGGUUUCCCGGGUUCUGGAGCGGGAAUAUAAGCUUCCCAUGGAUGACCUGCUGCCCUUGCUCAUCUACGUGGUGUCCCGGGCCCGGAUCCAGCACCUGGGAGCAGAAAUCCAUCUGAUCAGGGACAUGAUGGAUCCUAUCCACAGAGGAGGGUUGUAUGAUUUCCUGCUGACUGCCUUAGAGUCCUGUUACGAACACAUCCAGACAGAGGACAUGAGGCUGCCCCGCUUGGCCAGAGUCAGCAAUCAGAAGGCUCUUUGGUAGCUUGGACCUGGUUCUGAGUCCUG